Messenger RNA from Gloeophyllum trabeum ATCC 11539, 2521 nucleotides. Its product is annotated as oligosaccharyl transferase STT3 subunit. Bases 72 to 2381 code for a protein of 769 amino acids. The record is from RefSeq and is a predicted model, not a curated record. Gene Ontology annotation, biological process: post-translational protein modification. Gene Ontology annotation, cellular component: membrane. The transcript is spliced from 11 exons. Lineage: Eukaryota; Fungi; Basidiomycota; Agaricomycetes; Gloeophyllales; Gloeophyllaceae. Gene Ontology annotation, molecular function: dolichyl-diphosphooligosaccharide-protein glycotransferase activity.
CACUCCCUCCGCCUGCGCAGCGGACGCUCUCGAAACAAACACGGCUUGGUCUCUAUACACACUCUGAGGCCAUGUUGGCCUAUUCACUCCCUUCGGAUGUCUCCCCCUCUACACUCGUCAAUACUGCCUCUCUAAUCCGCAUCGUUGCUCUCGGCCUCAUCUCUGCAGCAGCCAUCUCUUCGCGUCUAUUCGCGGUUGUCAACUUCGAGAGUAUCAUCCAUGAAUUCGAUCCUUGGUUUAACUACCGGGCUACGAGAGUGCUUGCAUCAAAGGGCUUCUAUGAAUUCUGGAACUGGUUUGACCCUACAGCAUGGUACCCCCUCGGUCGCGUUGUGGGCGGCACCAUCUACCCCGGCUUGAUGGCCACGAGCGGUGUAAUCUACAACGUCCUGCAUGCAUUGAAUCUCCCUGUCGACAUUCGUAACAUCUGUGUCCUGCUUGCCCCUGGCUUCAGUGCUCUGACUGCAUGGGCUACUUACAUGUUCACUAAAGAGAUGAAAGAUGAAUCGGCCGGACUCCUGGCUGCAGCGUUCAUUGGCAUUGUCCCAGGUUACAUCUCCCGGUCCGUCGCCGGCUCGUACGACAACGAAGCCAUCGCCAUCUUCCUCCUCAUGUUCACCUUCUUCGCGUGGAUUAAGGCUCUGAAGACGGGCAGCGCGCUUUUCGGUACCAUCGCUGCUCUGUUUUACUUCUACAUGGUGGCUGCAUGGGGUGGAUACGCGUUCAUCACGAACAUGAUCCCUCUGCACGCCUUCGUUUUGCUGCUCAUGGGCCGCUACACUAGCCGCCUUUACGUAGCCUACUGCUCCUGGUACGCCAUCGGUACGCUCGCGAGUAUGCAGGUGCCCUUCGUUGGGUUCCAACCUGUGCGCACGAGUGAACAUAUGGCCGCCCUCGGCAUCUUCGGGCUGCUACAAAUCGUUGCCUUUGCGCAGCUGAUUCGGUCGCAUGUCUCAUCCAAGCAGUUCCAGGAUCUGCUGUUUGUGUCGGUCAUCAGCGCUGCUGUGCUGGGUAUGGCCGCGAUGGUCCUCCUGACCUACAAAGGGUGGAUCGCACCCUGGACUGGCCGUUUUUACUCGCUCUGGGAUACCGGCUACGCAAAGAAAUACAUCCCGAUCAUCGCCUCCGUUUCCGAGCACCAGCCCACCGCCUGGCCGUCCUUCUUUAUGGACCUGCACCUGCUCACCUUCCUCUUCCCCUUCGGCGUGGUCACGCUCUUCCGCCAGCUGCGCGACGAGCACGUCUUCGUGAUUAUCUAUGCGGUGAUGGGCACGUACUUUGCGGGCGUGAUGGUGCGCCUGAUGCUCACGCUCACGCCCUGCGUGUGCGUCGCCGCAGCCGUGGGCUUGAGUAACCUCGUGGACACCUAUAUGGACCCGCAGGAGCCGGACGUGGAAGAUGAGACGGAGGAUAGUAAGAAGACGAAGAAGGAGAAGGCGGCGGGCGCGCCGGGUACAGGUAUAGGCGUGAUCGACGAUCUCGUGUCGACGCUCUCCGCCGCGGGCAGCGUGUCCUCGGAGAAGGAAACGAAGAGUAAGAAAGCGAAGACGGGCAUAUUCGGGCUCGACACGCGCAUGGUCGUGCUGUUCAACACGGCGGGGAUGCUCAUGUUCUUCGUGCUGCACUGCACGUGGGUGACGGCGAACGCGUACUCGUCGCCGUCGGUCGUCCUGGCGUCGACGAAUCCCGACGGGUCGCAGCAUAUCAUUGAUGAUUUCCGCGAAGCGUAUUAUUGGCUGCGGAUGAACACGAAGGAGGACGCCGUGGUUAUGAGCUGGUGGGACUAUGGGUACCAGAUUGCGGGGAUGGCGGACCGGGUGACCUUAGUGGACAACAACACCUGGAACAACACGCACAUCGCUACCGUCGGCAAAGCCAUGUCCUCCCCCGAGGACGUCGCGUACCCGAUUCUGCGCAAGCACGACGUGGACUACGUGCUCGUCAUCUUCGGCGGGCUGAUCGGGUACUCGGGCGACGACAUCAAUAAGUUCCUGUGGAUGGUGCGCAUCGCGCAGGGCGUGUGGCCGGACGAGAUCCAGGAGCCGAACUACUUCACGCCGCAGGGCGAAUACCGCGUCGACGACCAGGCAAGCAAGGCGAUGCGCGAGAGCUUGAUGUACAAGAUGAGCUAUUACCGGUUUGCGGAGCUGUUUGGUGGAGGACAGGUCGUUGAUCGGGUGCGCCAGCAGUACCUGCCUAAGCAGUCGCCUACUCUCGAUAUCCUCGACGAGGCUUUCACCUCAGAAAACUGGAUCGUCCGGAUCUACCAAGUCAAGAAGGAGGACUCGUUAGGCCGGGACCUCAAAAGCGCGAAUGCUUUCGCGGAGGGUAAGAAGAGGAAACGGAGCAAGCCGCCUGUUAAGCGGAGGGCUAUUGCUUGAAAAUCCUUUGUAGCUCCUAGAUACCUAUUUAAUUGAAUGUCUGACGCUGUUGACCUUGCCUUCGACCCUCGUUUAUUCGAUGUACGUUCCAGUCGAAGCAGGAUAUGUCAGUUGCGAUCUCGGUAGACCGAGGAGACCCA